CGCGCUCAGAGCUAUUUUUUUUAUUUUAUUGAAAUUCAAAAUUUUACAUAUUUUAUUAUUGUUUCUAUACGUGUAAAGACCACAAACGUGACAUUGGCGGAAUUGUGUAAAUGCAAAUAGGCCAAGUUUUACCUGUUUUACUAAAAUAAAAUUCAUUUUCAAGAUGUCGGCGACAGCGUUAUUUGGUAAUUCUUCAGCCCUUGGUGGUAGUUCAGGAGGAAAUAAACAUAUUGUGGAAUUUCGUGCUGGUAGAAUGACUUUAAAAGGACGCAUGGUGCAUCCAGACAAAAGGAAGGGUUUAUUGUACGUAUACCAAGGCGAUGAUUCGUUGAUGCACUUCUGUUGGAAGGACCGUACUACAGGAGAAGUAGAAGAUGAUCUGCUUAUAUUCCCUGAUGAUUGUGAAUUCGUACGUGUGAAUGAGUGUACCACAGGAAGAGUUUAUGUUCUCAAAUUCAAGUCGUUUUCGAAAAAAUACUUUUUCUGGAUGCAGGAGCCUAAAACAGAAAAAGAUGAUGAAUAUUGCCGUCGUAUCAAUGAAGCUCUGAACAAUCCACCUACCUCAGGAGGCCGCGGUGGUACAAGUGGCAGCGGUCAAGAUGGGGAAUUGCAAAAUCUUCUAAACAAUAUGUCACAGCAACAGUUAAUGCAGUUAUUUGGUGGUGUCGGCCAAAUUGGUGGCUUGUCAUCAUUGUUGGGCAUGGGUAACAACAGCAGCGGUAACACGAGUUCUCGGCCAUCGGGUGGCAGUGGUGGUAGUUCUCGAGGGGGAAGUGCUCCUCGCACUACAGAGGCUGCUUCAAGGACCCCCGCGCGUGCUCGUGAUGCCCCCGCACCCACUGCUACUCCACCCAAUACAGCUACUGCUACUCAACCGAGAAGCGGUCAAAUUUUCCUAUCAGACCUGCAACGGUACUUCUCGGGAAUGGGCACGGCACCACCGGAGAGCGUGGACCUAGCGGCGGCGCUCACUGCUCCGGAUGCGGUGGCGACGGCCACGACGCCGGCCAACGCGCAACGACUCGCGCCGCACCUGCCGCCGGCCACCGGUGCCACUCAGGACGAUGUAAGGACCACACUGCUCUCACCGCAGUUCGCGCAGGCGGCGAACCAGUUCUCUUCGGCGCUGACAUCAGGGCAGAUGGGUCCAGUCAUGACACAGUUUGGUUUACCGGCUGAAGUGGCAUCUGCUGCUAAUACUGGUGAUAUGCAAGCUUUCUUCAAAGCAUUAGAAAACAGUGCGAAUCCUUCCGAUAGUAAUAAUUCUAAAGAUGGCGACGAAAAAAAGAAAGAAGACAAACCAAAGGACGAUGAUAAGAAAGAUGGAGACGCUGGAAUGUCUCUGGAUUGAUAGUGUUUCAUUGGUUUGAUUACCGAUACACAUAUUUUAAAGAAAUUGUAAUGUUAUUUUAUUUUCAUGUAAUUGAUUUUUAUUUAAGAGUGUAUUUGUCAAUAUAUUUUUAUUGACACUAUUUGGUAUUUUGUUACGACGAUGAAAGCCAAGUAUGUUAACAAAUUUAAUACAGUAGCUUGCCUGUAUAUGUUUGGUUUUAUUUUUAUAUUUUAAAUUAACC
This is a messenger RNA of Diatraea saccharalis (sugarcane borer), 1574 nucleotides long. The record is from the annotation of a GenBank genome assembly. Lineage: Eukaryota; Metazoa; Arthropoda; Insecta; Lepidoptera; Crambidae.